This is a messenger RNA of Elgaria multicarinata webbii, 7103 nucleotides long. RefSeq names its product lysine demethylase 5A (gene KDM5A). NCBI's taxonomy places the organism in Eukaryota, Metazoa, Chordata, Lepidosauria, Squamata, Anguidae. Gene Ontology annotation, molecular function: histone H3K4me/H3K4me2/H3K4me3 demethylase activity; DNA binding. Gene Ontology annotation, biological process: chromatin remodeling; regulation of DNA-templated transcription. The transcript is spliced from 29 exons. Gene Ontology annotation, cellular component: nucleus; chromatin. The record is from RefSeq and is a predicted model, not a curated record. The coding region runs from base 347 to 5503 and encodes 1718 amino acids.
UUCCGGCGAGCCUAACGAAGGGGAGGAAAAGGAAAGAAGAAGAAAAAAAUAACAAACCCCCUGAAGGGGGAAACAAAAACAAACGGGAGGCCUGUUCAGCAGCGGGUGUUACGAGAGCUCCGUGGCUCUUUCUGAGGGGCCUCACUGCGCGAGGGCAGCAGCGCGUUUGUCUCCCGCUGGGUACCGGGAUGUCCCUCCGCCCCCCGGCCCAUCCUUGAGCUCCUCUGCCGUCGCUUCUUCGCCGCCCCCCUCCCGGCCUAGCCCAUUCCCUCCCCGGUCCUGAGGCAGCGGCAGCAGGAACGCCAGCAGCAGCAGCGACGACGACGACGGCGCCGCCGCCGCCAUCAUGUCGGGGGACGACGAUGGCCCUGGUGGGUCUCACUACGUGGCAGAGUUCGUGCCUCCUCCCGAAUGCCCCGUCUUCGAGCCCAGCUGGGAGGAGUUCAGCGACCCCCUUGGCUUCAUCGGCCGCAUCCGACCCUUGGCCGAGAAAACCGGCAUCUGCAAGAUCAGGCCGCCCAAGGACUGGCAACCUCCUUUUGCAUGUGAUGUACAAAGUUUUCGCUUCACCCCACGAGUUCAGCGCUUGAACGAACUGGAGGCAAUGACUAGAGUGAAGCUGGACUUCUUAGACCAACUGGCAAAAUUUUGGGAACUUCAAGGGUCUACGUUAAAAAUCCCGGUAGUAGAAAGAAAAAUAUUGGAUCUGUAUUCAUUGAGCAAGAUUGUUGCCAGCAAAGGAGGCUUUGAAGUAGUCACGAAAGAGAAGAAAUGGUCUAAAGUGGCUAGCCGACUUGGUUACUUGCCAGGAAAGGCCACAGGCUCAUUGCUGAAAUCACACUAUGAGCGGAUCUUAUAUCCAUAUGAGCUUUUCCAGUCUGGUGUUAGCCUUAUGGGCAUCCAAAAGCCAAACUUGGACCUUAAGGAAAAAGUGGAGGUUGCGGACCUUGGCAUUGAUGCCCAGUCUCCCCCAAAGCAGGGUUCAAGAAUGAACGUUGUGCUGAAGAGAACCAGACGUGUCAAGUCCCAGGCAGAGGCAGGAGAGAUGAGUAGGAACACUGAACUGAAGAAGCUCCAGAUCUUUGGAGCAGGACCAAAGAUGAUGGGAUUGGCAUUGGGAGCAAAGGAAAAAGAAGAUGAAGUACCUCGAAGACGCAAAGGUACCAGGUCAGAAGCUUUCGGCAUGCAGAUGAGGCAGCGGAAAGGGGCACUUUCUGUCAAUUUUGUUGACCUAUAUGUCUGCUUGUUCUGUGGACGGGGAAACAAUGAAGACAAAUUGCUGCUGUGUGAUGGGUGCGAUGACAGCUACCAUACUUUUUGCCUAAUACCCCCUUUGCCUGAUGUGCCCAAGGGUGACUGGAGAUGCCCCAAAUGUGUUGCUGAGGAAUGUAACAAACCACGUGAAGCCUUUGGAUUUGAACAGGCUGUUCGAGAGUACACCCUCCAGAGCUUUGGUGAGAUGGCAGAUAAUUUCAAGUCUGAUUAUUUCAACAUGCCAGUUCAUAUGGUUCCUACUGAAUUGGUGGAGAAGGAGUUCUGGCGACUAGUCAGCAGCAUUGAGGAGGAUGUCAUUGUUGAGUAUGGAGCUGACAUUUCAUCCAAGGACUUUGGAAGUGGCUUCCCCAUAAAGGACGGCAGGCGAAAACUAAUGCCAGAAGAAGAGGAGUAUGCCCUUUCCGGCUGGAACCUCAACAACAUGCCAGUACUAGAGCAAUCUGUCCUCGCUCACAUCAAUGCUGAUAUUUCUGGCAUGAAGGUGCCCUGGCUUUAUGUGGGGAUGUGCUUCUCCUCUUUCUGCUGGCACAUUGAGGAUCACUGGAGCUAUUCCAUCAACUACCUUCAUUGGGGAGAGCCAAAGACAUGGUACGGAGUGCCCUCUCAUGCAGCUGAACAACUGGAGGAAGUGAUGCGAGAACUAGCUCCUGAGCUGUUUGAGACACAGCCUGAUCUUUUGCACCAGCUAGUCACCAUCAUGAACCCCAAUAUACUUAUGGAGCAUGGUGUCCCUGUGUACCGGACCAAUCAGUGUGCUGGCGAGUUUGUUGUGACUUUCCCACGUGCCUACCACUCUGGAUUUAAUCAAGGCUACAACUUUGCUGAAGCUGUGAACUUCUGCACUGCUGACUGGCUUCCAAUAGGGCGGCAGUGUGUAAAUCAUUACCGGCGACUGAGGCGUCACUGUGUGUUCUCUCAUGAGGAGCUAAUCUUCAAGAUGGCUGCAGACCCAGACUGCUUGGAUGUUGGACUGGCUGCCAUGGUCUGCAAGGAAAUGACUCUCAUGACAGAAGAGGAGGCACGCUUAAGGGAGUCUGUUGUUCAGAUGGGGGUGCUGAUGUCAGAGGAGGAAGUGUUUGAGCUGGUUCCGGAUGAUGAGCGCCAGUGUGCAGCCUGUAGGACCACGUGUUUCUUGUCUGCUCUUACCUGCUCCUGUAACCCUGAGCGCCUUGUGUGCUUGUAUCAUCCAAAUGAUUUGUGUUUAUGUUCUAUGCAGAAGAAGUGUCUAAGAUACCGGUAUCCGCUAGAGGACUUCCCUUCCCUGCUGUAUGGAGUGAAACUCAGAGCACAGUCCUAUGAUACUUGGGUCAGCAGGGUCACAGAGGCAUUGUCUGCUAACCUCAACCACAAGAAAGAUGUGAUUGAACUGAGAGUGAUGUUGGAGGAUGCUGAAGACAGGAAAUAUCCAGAAAACGACCUUUUCCGCAAGCUAAGAGAUGCUGUGAAAGAGGCAGAGACUUGUGCUUCAGUGGCCCAACUACUCCUGAGCAAAAAGCAAAAGCACAGUAGACUGAGCCCAGAUAGUGGGAGGACACGGACUAAACUGACUGUGGAAGAACUGAAAGCUUUUGUCCAACAGCUAUUUAGUCUUCCCUGUGUCAUCAGUCAAGCCCGGCAAGUUAAGAACCUGCUGGAUGAUGUUGAAGAGUUUCAUGAACGUGCUCAGGAGGCCAUGAUGGAUGAAGUUCCAGAUUCGUCCAAGCUGCAGAUGUUGAUAGACAUGGGCACUGGCCUCUAUGUGGAACUUCCUGAACUGCCUCGCCUGAAACAAGAGCUGCAGCAGGCACGUUGGCUGGAUGAAGUGCGGGCGACCUUGUCAGAUCCUCAGAGAGUCACCUUGGAUGUGAUGAAGAAACUGAUUGACUCAGGGGUUGGGCUGGCACCACAUCAUGCAGUGGAGAAGGCCAUGGCUGAAUUGCAGGAACUGCUGACGGUUUCUGAGAGGUGGGAAGAGAAAGCCAAAGUCUGCCUCCAAGCACGGCCUCGGCAAAGUAUAGCAGCUCUGGAGAGCAUCGUCAGUGAAGCAAAGAAUAUCCCAGCUUACUUGCCUAAUGUGCUGGCAUUGAGAGAAGCCCUGCAGCGAGCUCGAGACUGGACAUCCAAAGUGGAGGCCAUUCAGUGGAGAUGCCCCAUGCAGCUACUAAUCAAAGAACAUAGCAAUAAAACAACAACAAAGACUAAAAUGAAUGGAAGCAUCUACACAUAUCUAGAGCAGUUAGAGAAUCUGUCUGCGAAAGGCCGCCUGAUACCUGUCCGCCUUGAUGCUCUGCCACAAGUUGACUCACAGGUAGCAGCAGCCCGUGCAUGGAGGGAACGCACAGGCAGAACAUUCCUUAAAAAGAACUCCAGCUACACACUCUUGCAGGUUCUGAGUCCUCGAACUGAUAUUGGUGUUUAUGGCAACAGUAAGAACAGGCGAAAAAGAGUGAAGGAGCUAAUAGAGAAGGAGAAAGAAAAGGAUCUUGACAUGGAGUCCUUGAGUGAACUGGAAGAUGGUGUGGAAGAGACCAGGGACACUGCAGCUGUGGCGGCUGUUUUCAAGGACCGCGAACAGAAGGAGGUUGAAGCCAUGCAUGCCCUCAGGGAAGCCAACCUGGCAAAGAUGACCAUGGUGGAUCGCAUUGAGGAAAUAAAGUUCUGCAUCUGCCGCAAGACGGCCAGUGGGUUCAUGCUCCAGUGUGAACUCUGCAAAGACUGGUUUCACAGCACCUGUGUGCCCCUCCCCAAAACCAGCUCCCAAAAGAAGGGCUCAAGCUGGCCUUCCAAAGAAGUCAAGUUCCUGUGUCCGCUUUGCAUGCGUUCUCGAAGGCCCCGCCUUGAGACCAUCUUAUCCCUCCUGGUGUCCUUGCAAAAGCUGCCGGUGCGGCUGCCAGAUGGUGAGGCGUUGCAGUGCUUGACAGAGCGGGCUAUGAGUUGGCAGGACCGAGCGCGGCAAGCUCUGGCUACUGAUGAACUGUCCUCUGCAUUGGCCAAGCUUUCGGUGUUGAGCCAACGUAUGGUAGAGCAGGCUGCGCGGGAGAAGACCGAGAAAAUAAUCAGUGCAGAACUCCAAAAGGCCGCAGCUAACCCUGAUCUACAGGGCCACUUGACUAGUUUUCAGCAAUCCGGCUUUAACCGGGCAAUGAGUAGUGUGUCAUCAUCUCCACGGCAAACUGCGGACUAUGAUGACGAGGAAACGGAUUCAGAUGAAGACAUCAGGGAAGCAUAUGGCUACGACAUAAAGGACAAUGCCAGUGUAAAAUCCUCCAGCAGUCUCGAGCCCAACCUCUUCUGUGAUGAGGAAAUACCUAUCAAAUCUGAAGAAGUUGUAACGCACAUGUGGACGGCGCCAUCCUUCUGUGCUGAGCAUGCAUACUCAUCAGCUUCUAAAAGCUGCUCUCAAGGUUCCAACACCCCAAGGAAGCAGCCGCGUAAAAGCCCCCUGGUACCUCGCAGUUUAGAACCGCCUGUGCUCGAGUUGUCUCCUGGAGCCAAAUCACAGCUAGAAGAUCUAAUGAUGAUAGGAGAUCUCCUAGAGGUAUCUCUGGAUGAGACCCAACACAUCUGGCGGAUCUUGCAGGCAACACAUCCACCAUCUGAGGACAGGUUUCUACAUAUCAUGGAGGAUGACAGCAUGGAUGAGAAGCCAUUAAAAAUGCGGGGAAGGGACUCUUCUGAGAGGAAACGGAAGCGCAAGCUAGAGAAAGCAGAGCAGUACUUUGGUGAAAUGAAGCAGAAGUCUAAGGAGUUGAAGAAGUUGGAGAAACCCAAGAAGAAGAAGCUAAAACUGACCAUGGACAAGACGAAGGAACUAAACAAACUGGCCAAGAAACUGGCUAAGGAAGAGGAGCGGAAGAAGAAGCGUGAGAAGGCAGCUGCAGCAAAGGUGGACCUGGUAAAAGAGUGCACAGAGAAAAAGAGGGAGAAGAAAGUCUUGGAUAUCCCCUCCAAGUAUGACUGGUCCGGAGCUGAGGAGUCUGAUGACGAAAAUGCAGUGUGUGCUGCACAGAACUGCCAGAGGCCCUGCAAGGACAAGGUAGACUGGGUGCAGUGCGAUGGUGGCUGUGAUGAAUGGUUUCAUCAAGUUUGUGUUGGGGUCUCGCCAGAAAUGGCGGAGAAUGAAGACUAUAUCUGUAUAAACUGUGCAAAGAAACAGAUGCAGGGGCCAGGUAGUCCGACACAUGCACCACCUGCUCAUUUCCUGCUGAGCUACAAGCUUCCCAUGGAGGACCUCAAGGAGACAAGUUAGCGGCCGCUUGGUCUUGCUGGGACUUGAGGGAAACGGAACACUAAAAAGGUGGCGUGAAGCUAAUAUAGCCACUUGGAAUGCUGCACUUACACAAACGAACGGCCCUAUAGCGGAGCUGGCCCCGUGUAGCUGGCUUCCUUUACACGAAGGGAUGUCCUGGGCACAGGGGUACUGACCCAGCUAUGCAGAUGCCACCCUGUUGGAAGUCCCCGCCAGUAUUUGUACUCCCGUGUUUCCUACGUAAGGCUGAGCGAAGCUACGGUCUUCAGGCUGAGCAGAUGUGAAGCCCAUGGAUUAUGCUUUUCUGCCUCAGCAGUUCAAAUAGGGGAGGGGGCACUGGUGAGGAACCUGAACCCCACAGGUUUGCCCCAUAGGGACACGUCGGUUGUGCGGCAGUGAAGGCUCCUGCUCGGCCUCUUUGUGUUGUUGAGGCACCAAGGCAACGUUAUGUGCGUAAGGAACCUGUGCUAAGCACCGUGCAGGAGGGGACAGGAGAGGGUGGGCAAAAUAACUUAGUUCCUGUUUGGUUGUUAGAAGGCAAAGGAACGCUAGGUCUUGAAAGCAUUGGUUUUGUGUUUACCCUAAUUCUUUCUGGGAUAUCUUCCCAUCUUGGGGAAAGCUCACACGUAAAUUAACAUGUAGCUGAGGUCUGUAUCCUUGGCGAGACACUCCUUCCUGCACUGGUAGCCAUUUCCCUCUGUCUUAGGCAUUAUGAACACCCUGUCUCACUAAGUUGUCUGAAGCAAGGUGCAGCUGGUAAAGUGGGUCCCAUGAGCCCACGGGAUGAACGACUGGGACCGAGAGCAGCCCAGCUUUCUCACGAGUCCACACUGACCUGCUUCUGUGAAAACUUCAACUCACGAGUAUUCCCAGCUCCAUCAAACUGUAGUCUCGCAGUUCUAAUCCGCAGUCCAGAGAUGCAGAUGGCAGCCCUGCUUCCUUGCCUUUACGUUUCGAUGGAUUAAAGGCCUAAGCUUGGCUACAAAUCCGGUUCGACCUUUCCCCCCUUGCUCUUCUGGAAGGCAGGUGGCUUGGGGGUAUGUGUCCCGGGUGGCAAUUGUUUUAGUAAACCCAUUUUUUAAAAAGGACUGGUUUUUACUUUUUUCUAUGUCUCAAACUACUGACUUGUUCUACAAAAAAUAGAUUAUUUUUCUUUGGUUUUUAUACUUACCACGGUUACCAGCAGCACAGAAAAAGAGAGAGAGGCUCACUAAACAAAAACCUGCCUGCAGGCUUGGUUUUUUUUUACUUCAUUCCUUCCUUGUAGUACAAGGAACUUAGCAGUUACUUCCCACAUCCUUGCUCCACCUGCUGCCUGUGUUUUAAAUAGGUGAAAACAUUUCAUGUGCUACCUUCAUGUUGGGGUUUGUUCUGUUAGCAAGGGCACUUGGCCCUUGCUAUCUCCCAGUUUAUGCUGGCUUUUAUGUAAGUGAAUGGCUGAAACUGGCCAUAGUGGUGUCUUUCCACCUCCCUCCCUCCAUUAUCUAUUGUGUUUCCAUUCUUCUACAGUUCUAGGAGUGUUGUAACUAUAGUGUCCAGUCUUAUUAGAUGCAGGGGUUGGGAUUUUCUAAAAGAUAAAAUCUGUAGUGUUCUGCCUUGA